Molecule: messenger RNA, 1465 nt
Organism: Hyposmocoma kahamanoa
Lineage: Eukaryota; Metazoa; Arthropoda; Insecta; Lepidoptera; Cosmopterigidae
Product: zinc carboxypeptidase-like
Exons: 6
Coding region: 41-1099 (352 amino acids)
Biological process (GO): proteolysis
Molecular function (GO): zinc ion binding; metallocarboxypeptidase activity
Source: RefSeq, a predicted model, not a curated record
UCUGGACGAUUCGCAAAAAGAUUUCGAGGACAUUCUUAAUAUGUUUAACGUACAAUACCAUUAUGCUUAUCCAAAGAGCAUCGUAAAAAAAAUUAAUCACACACACAAAACAAAAAUGUCUAUAAACAACGCAUUUCUAGACUGGGAUACUAUGAGGCACUGGAUUCACAAUAAGACCAAAAACUCUCCCCAUUUAGAGCUACAAGUACUUGCAAAAACUUAUCAGAAGAGAGAAGUGAUAGGAUUAAAAAUUAGCACAGGACGAGGAAAGCCUGUAAUUGUUGUGGUCGGUGCAGAGGUGGGCAGAGAUUGGAUUACAACAGCUAUUAUUCUAAACUACAUAAAUCAUUUACUGACCCAUGCUCAAACAGAUAAACUUGUGGAACAUUAUGACUUUUACUUUAUACCUGUUGCUAACCCAGAUGGAUACGUUUACAGUUUCGAACAGGAUAGAAUUUGGGCAAAAAACAGAGUGGAAUUUGAAACUGGAAUAAAGUGUACUUCCGGUCAUCUGCCUGUUGGCUUAAACAUCGAUAGAAAUUGGUUUUUCUUCCCAAAAUUAAUUCGUCAAAAUGAGUGUCUUGGAGUAUUUGGAGGCCAUCAAACAAUAUCCGAGAAAGAAACUAGAGCAAUGAAGGAAAUUUUGAACAAUUGUUCAUCAAAUCUAAUAGCAUUCAUAAACUUGAGAGGGUUUAGUAGACUUAUAACAAUUCCUUAUGCUAACGCUCAAUAUGUUUCUAAUAAUUAUGAUUUAAUGAUAGAGAUACUAUCAGCUGUGACUGAUAAACUAAGGGAGAACCACAAUGCACAUUACUACUAUGGAUCCACAGCAAGACUUUUUUAUAAUUACACUGGUAACUGUGCAGACUGGGUGAAGGUAAAGCUAAAUGUGCCCAUAGUGUACACAAUAUACCUACAGCUAGACGAAAAUGUUUUCCCGGAUCCUACGCACAUAGUACCCCUUGUUCAGCAAUUCAGUGCUAUUCUUACUAACACAAUGGCUAUAGCAGGAAACAUUUAUGGCCCUCUGUUUAAUAGUUAUCCUAAAAACACAAGUAGUAUUCUCAUUUUUAUAGCAUUUUAUGUCUCUGUCAUUUGAAAAUUUACAUGCUGUUUAAAUAAUUAAAGAUGGGAAAAACUGCUAUUUUUUUUAAAUGUUUCAACAUAGCUUCUUUAAAAAAGUGUGGUUUUUUAGAUGCUAUUCACAUAAACGCUUUUUAGUUUGAAGCUUAAAAAAUUGUUUAAGCGCAUAGACUUUUAUGUUAAAAACAAGCUUGCAACUUGUAUUGAUAGCAAAAAGCAAGAGUAGACCACUGAAGGUUUUAAGUUAAGUGAGUUUAAAGUUAUUAUUCACUUUGAUGAAUUAAUUUGUUUAGGAAACAUAAAUGGUGAGAUUUGAAAUUUAGGCAAGUUGUAAAAAAUGAAAUUGUUGAGUAUAGAACUGACCAAUGCUUAUGCUUAAAAU